CUCUGGAUAUCCCAUUUUCUCUCUCUACAUUUCACUUUCUCUGAUAUUCUCGAGAUUGGCGUCUUAGAUAAAGACCAGGGAACCUCGAUUUCAAUAAUCUCUUUUCAGUUUUCACCCCUCUCUCUUUCUCUCUCUAAAAUCUCUCUCUACAACAUAUCAUCAUCAUCAUCCCCUUUGCGGUAGAAGAAGAGAAACUAAACCCUUUUCCCAGAAAAGAACAGCAAAAAGAAAAUAAAAAUUCAAUCUUGAUGAGUGAGAGAGGAGGUUCUCUGUAAGAAGAGAGCCUGCCUUUUUUCAUGCAUUUACUAAUCGGAACAAAAAAACAAGCUCUGUUUAACAAUUCCACACUUUAAUUUUUUUUCUGGGCUAUUGUUAAAAAAUGGCACUUUCUAUGCAAAAGCAGCAGCAGCAGCAGCAAAUUGACGCUGGCAAGUACGUGAGAUACACGCCCGAGCAAGUGGAUGCUUUGGAGAGGGUUUACUCAGAAUGCCCAAAACCCACUUCUUCCAAGAGGCAACAGCUCAUUCGUGAGUGCCCCAUUCUUUCCAACAUUGAGCCUAAACAAAUCAAAGUCUGGUUUCAGAAUCGCAGGUGUCGAGAAAAACAGAGGAAAGAAGCUUCUCAUCUCCAAACUGUUAACCGGAAGCUCACUGCUAUGAACAAGCUGUUAAUGGAAGAGAAUGGCCGCCUCCAAAAUCAGGUCACUCACUUGGUUCAUAAGAACGGUUCCAUGCGUCAGCAUCUGCAAACUGUAAACACAACAGCCACAGAUACGAGCUGUGAUUCUGCGAUUAUGAGUGGUCGUAAAGAACAAAAUAACCCAACACCUCAGCGUCCGCAAAGGGAUGCUAAUAGCCCAGCUGGUCUUCUUGCAAUAGCAGAGGAGACCCUCGCAGAGUUCCUUGGAAAGGCUACUGGAACUGCUGUCGAUUGGGUGCAGCUGAUUGGGAUGAAGCCUGGUCCGGAUUCUAUUGGCAUCGUUGCCGUUUCCCGCAAUUGUAGUGGGAUAGCAGCACGAGCCUGCAGCCUCGUGAGUCUUGAACCCACAAAGGUUGCUGAAAUUUUCAAAGAUCGUCUAUCUUGGUAUCGUGACUGUCGUUGCCUUGAUGUAGCAAGCAUAAUCCCCACAAGAAAUGGGGGUACGAUAGAGCUCUUAUACAUGCAGACAUAUGCACCGACAACUUUGGCAUUGGGCCGUGACUUUUGGACUCUGAGAUAUACCACCAGUUUGGAAGAUGGCAGUCUUGUGAUUUGUGAGAGGUCAUUAACAUCUUCUUACGGCGGUCAAAUGGGCCCGCACGCUACUUGCUUUGUGAGAGCCGAAAUGCUACCGAGUGGUUGCCUAAUUCGCCCGUGUGAGGGUGGCGGUUCGAUUAUCCACAUUGUCGAUCACAUUGACUUAGAUGCACUAAGUGUUCCCGAAGUUCUAAGGCCACUUUACGAAUCGUCCAAAAUCCUUGCGCAAAAGAUGACUUUGGCUGCCUUGCGUCACAUUAGACAAAUUGCUCAAGAAACAAACGAAGAGGUCCAAAUUAGUGGGGGCCGCCAACCGGCUGUUCUAAGGUCAUUAAGUCAAAGAUUGUGCAGGGGUUUCAACGAUGCGGUCAAUGGCAUUGUUGAUGAUGGUUGGUCCAUAAUUAGUAGUGAUGGGGCAGAAGAUGUAACCAUUGCAAUUAAUUUAUCACCGAGCAAAUUUCUUGCUUCUCACUCUAACACUCUGUCCAUGCUCCCAACUUUCGGUGGGGUCCUUUCUGCACGAGCAUCAAUGCUUCUCCAGAAUGUACCUCCAGCUCUGCUUGUUCGUUUCUUAAGGGAACAUCGUUCAGAAUGGGCCGAUUAUGCGGUCGAUUUUUACUCAGCUGCUUCUCUUAAAUCCAGUCCUUAUGCAAUCCCUUUUGCAAAGCCUGGUGGUUUUCCAACCAGUCAAGUUAUUUUGCCUCUCGCACAUACUGUUGAACAUGAAGAGGUCUUGGAGGUGGUUCGUUUGGAGGGUCAUGCAUUCUCACCCGAAGACAUAGCUUUGUCUAGGGAUAUGUACUUAUUACAGUUAUGCAGUGGGAUAGACGAAGCAAAUACCGGUGAAUGUGCGCAGCUAAUUUUCGCACCAAUAGAUGAAUCAUUCGGUGACGAUGCUCCAAUGCUACCUUCCGGUUUUCGUAUUAUCUCUUUAGAUCCCAAAUCAAACGGGCCUGGGCCCACUCAGACAUUGGACUUGGCUUCCACGCUCGACGUUGGCCGUCCAGCUGGCGGAAUUGAUUCGACCAAUCAGAAUGUUCGAUCGGUUUUGUCGAUUGCGUUUCAGUUCACUUUCGAAAGUCACUAUCAAGACAGUGUAGCUGCUAUGGCCCGCCAAUACGUACGUAGUAUAGUUGCUUCAGUUCAAAGGGUAGCAUUGGCAAUUUCACCAUCUCCACUUGGCGGUCGUAUUGUUCCUAAGCCUUCUCCACAUUCGCCCGAGGCUCUCACAUUAGCUCGUUGGAUUUGCCGAAGCUAUAGGGUGUACACUGGGAGAGAGCUCUUUGAGGCCGAUACGCAAGCUAGCGAUGCUGUACUGAAGCAGCUUUGGCACCACAGUGAUGCUAUUGUGUGCUGUUCGGUUAAGACGAAUGCAUCGGCCGCGUUUACAUUUGCGAACCAAGCUGGGCUAGACAUGAUGGAGACAACCCUCGUGGCACUUCAAGAUAUUAUGCUCGAGAAGAUUCUAGAUGAAUCCGGUCGGAAAAUCCUCCUCGCGGAAUUCUCCAAGAUCAUGCAGCAGGGUUUUGCUUAUCUGCCGGGAGGAGUGUGCAAUUCCAGCAUGGGGCGAUCGGUGUCGUACGAACAAGCUGUUGUGUGGAAGGUUCUAAAUGACGACGACUCUAAUCACUGUUUGGCUUUCAUGUUUAUGAACUGGUCUUUUGUGUGACAAAUUUAAUUAACUAGACGAAAAUCGUGUAAUAUACUUUUGCACUAGCUGCAUGCAGAUGCUGACUAAACUUUUGUAAACUUAAAACUAUUCGAUGCAUACUAUGUUUGUGUAUCGUAAUGUCAUUUUGUGUUUCGAUAA
Erythranthe guttata (spotted monkey flower) is the source of this 3046-nucleotide messenger RNA. It is a transcript of the gene PHV, whose product is annotated as Homeobox-leucine zipper family protein / lipid-binding START domain-containing protein. The record is from RefSeq and is a predicted model, not a curated record. NCBI's taxonomy places the organism in Eukaryota, Viridiplantae, Streptophyta, Magnoliopsida, Lamiales, Phrymaceae. Gene Ontology annotation, molecular function: lipid binding; DNA-binding transcription factor activity; DNA binding.